AUGGAUUUGAUAUCAACUUCAUCUGAGAGUGGACAACUGAGUGUUGAAACUUCAUCACUGAUUCAUGAUAGUUCUCAAUGUUACUCCCCUAGCAAUAAAGAAUCAUGGAAGUCUUUAGUCUUUCAAUCUAUUAAAGAGAUUGAAGAUUUUUAUGGUAAUUAUGCAUAUAACACUGGAUUUUCUAUCAGGACUAUGUUGAAGUCGAAGAAUAAUUCACAAAAUAAGAAAUCAGAUAAGGUACAUUAUGUGCCUUAUGUUUGUAACAAACAAGGUUUCAAGAAGGGAAGUUUGCUUAAUCCUAACAACAGGCCAACAUCAGACAGUCCACUGGUUAUUGAGUUUAUGAAAGUGAAAGAAAAAUAUGAGGAAAGGGUUGGUUGUAAAGCUCGAAUAUCUUUGAAGUUGGAUGAAGUUUUGAAUGUGUAUAAGAUUUAUAGAUGGGAUGUGGCUCACUGUCAUCCAUUACAAAAACCAGAGCAUUUGUGUUACCUGAGAUCAUUUCGAGAAGUAAAUGAAGUUCAAGGACAACUAGCUCUAAUAAAUUCUAAAGUUGGAAUGUCGAUGAGAACGUCUUAUGAAGUUCUUGGUCAAGGAGUUGGAGGUACGGAGAAUCUUCCUUUUCGGUUUUCAGACUUAAAAGAACUAUCUAAUGACAAUUCGUCAAAAGGAGAUGAAGACAUAGCUAGCAUUUUUUGGGCAGAUGGAAUUAUGCAACUGGAUUAUUCUCUAUUUGGUGAUGUCAUCAGUUUUGAUACAACUUAUCGAACAAACAAUCAAUAUCGGCCAUUAGCUUCCUUUAUUGGUUUUGACAAUCAUCGUAAGAGUGUUUUAUUUGGUGCUGCACUAUUGUACGAUGAGACAACAACUACUUUUGAUUGGUUGUUUACAACAUUCUUGAAGUGUGUUUUUCAUGGGCUUUGUUCAUGGCACAUGGCAGAGAAUGCAAAGAAAAAUCUUGGCUCUCGUGCAAACAGUGCAUUUUUCGAUGAGUUAACUAAUUUGGUUUCAAAUGUAGACGAUGAAUCAGAUUUCGACUAUAAUUGA
Messenger RNA from Medicago truncatula (barrel medic), 1044 nucleotides. RefSeq names its product protein FAR1-RELATED SEQUENCE 5-like. The transcript is spliced from 4 exons. The record is from RefSeq and is a predicted model, not a curated record. Lineage: Eukaryota; Viridiplantae; Streptophyta; Magnoliopsida; Fabales; Fabaceae. The coding region runs from base 1 to 1044 and encodes 347 amino acids.